Messenger RNA from Prinia subflava (tawny-flanked prinia), 5226 nucleotides. Its product is annotated as zinc finger protein 883-like. Gene Ontology annotation, biological process: regulation of transcription by RNA polymerase II. Gene Ontology annotation, molecular function: RNA polymerase II cis-regulatory region sequence-specific DNA binding; DNA-binding transcription factor activity, RNA polymerase II-specific. The record is from RefSeq and is a predicted model, not a curated record. The transcript is spliced from 3 exons. NCBI's taxonomy places the organism in Eukaryota, Metazoa, Chordata, Aves, Passeriformes, Cisticolidae.
CGGGGGCGGGUUGUGGGAACUCUGGAACGCCCAGCAUCUUGAAGCAGAGUCAGGGGAGGAAAACACCCACAGGACUUCCUUCCAAAAUCGUCGGUAUCCCUAAGCAGGGGGUCCACGGAGGAGGCGGGGGACACGACCCACUGGACUCGCAGCAGCCCAGAGAAAAGUGACCACCAGAACCUCAAAGUGGGGAGACCUCUGGGAUUCUCGGGACCCCUGCCAUCCCAGAGAGGGAGGAUACCCUAUACAAAGAGGAACCCCAGCAGCCUGGACAAGGGGGGUCAUUUGGGGAAUAAACACCAAAAUGGAGAGACCAGAGAAGGAAACUCCUGGGAGAUUUUUCUUUGGCAGAAUCUUGAUCUUUUGAUGUUUUGGGGGGUGAAUUGGGGGGCGGGGGGGGUAUUUUAUUGGGUUUUGGGCUAAACCUUGGCCGUUUGCUUUUGGCCUCCAGUUUUUGGGGCUGAAUUUCCUAUUCUGGAGGGACUUUUGGGUGAAUCUUGGGGUUUGGGGGGCAUCUUGUAUUAGUGCUGUGGAGGCUUUUAUAGAGACAAGAUGCCCAGUAAUUUCUAGAGAUGGACUUGGGCAGGAGGAUUCUCCAAUCCAGCACACAUCUUGUUUUUUCCACCAAAACUAGGAUUUCUCAUUCCCAAACUUUGGUCAGAUGGAGGAGGAGACCGCAAGGAAGAGGAAGAUGCGCUGGGACACUCAGGCAGGGAAUGAGCUGCACACAGAGACCAGGGAAGACAAAUCCCCACAUCAGAACCUCAUGGAAGAGGCUGUUUUAAGCAGCUCCAAGGCACAGGAACUCAACAAAGAGGAAAAGCCCUGGAGAUCCCCCAUCAGGCACAGCUGCAAACCCAGCCCAGGGAGCUGUGAAGAGGAAAGACCCACCCUGUGCCAGGAAGACAGCCAGAGCUUCAGCCAGAGCUCUGACCUGGUCAUCCAUGAGCAGCUUCAAGACAGGGAGAAGCCCUACAAAUGCUUGGAAUGUGGGAAAAGCUUCAGCUGGAGCUCCCACCUGAUCCGCCACCAGAAGAUCCACACUGGGGAACGGCCCUACACAUGUGGGGAAUGUGGGAAGAGCUUCAGCCAGAGCUCCGAUCUGGUCGUCCACCAGCGCCUUCACACAGGGGAACGCCCCUACAAGUGCUUGGAAUGUGGAAAGACCUUCAGCAAGAGGUCCAGCCUCACAUAUCACCAGCGCUUCCACACUGGGGAACGGCCGCACAUUUGCUUGGAAUGUGGGAAGGGCUUUAUCCAGAGCUCCCACCUCAUCUGCCACCGCCGGCUGCACACAGGGGAACAGCCCUACAAGUGCUUGGAAUGUGGGAAGAGCUUCAACCGCAGCUUCAGCCUUGUCAUCCACCAGCGUGUCCACACUGGGGAACGGCCCUAUGAGUGUCCCGAGUGUGGGAAGAGGUUCCAGACCAGCUCUGAGCUCCUCGUACAUCAGCGGAUGCACGUGGAGGAGAAGCCUUUCCACUGCACUGAUUGUGGGAAGGGCUUCAUCCGGAGCCCUGACCUAGUCAAGCAUUGGCGUGUCCACACUGGGGAGAGGCCCUACAGGUGCUUUGAAUGUGGGAAGAGCUUCACCCAGAGUUCUGCCUUGACCUCACACCAACGGACCCACUGCUCAGAGCUAGAGGAGAAGCCUCACACUGGGGAGAAGCCCCACAAGUGCUUGGAAUGUGGGAAGAGCUUCAGCCGGAGCUUCCACCUCCUCCGGCACCAGAUGAUCCACACAGGGGAACGUCCCUUUGAGUGUGGGGAGUGUGGGAAGAGCUUCAGCAGGAGUUCCUGUCUGAUCCGCCAUCAGGUAAUUCACACAGGGGAACGGCCCUACAACUGCAAGGAAUGUGGGAAAAGCUUCAGUGACCGCUCCAACCUCCUCACCCACCAGCGCCUGCACUCCAGGGAAUGGCCCUACCACUGUGAGGAGUGUGGAAAGAGCUUCAGCAUCAUCUCUGACCUGAUCCAGCACCAGAAGAUCCACAGCGGAGAACGGCCCUAUGAGUGCCUCGAGUGUGCAAAGAGGUUUCGGACCAGCUCCCAUCUCCUCCUGCAUCAGCGGAUUCACAGGGAGGAGAGGCCCUUCCGCUGCCGCGACUGCGGGAAGGGCUUCAAACGCAACUCCCACCUCGUCAGCCAUCAGCGAGUCCACACCAGGGAGAAGCCCUACAAAUGCUUGGAGUGUGGGAAGAGCUUCUCCUGCAGCUCUAACUUCAUUUCACACCAACAGACCCAUGAGUAGGAGAAGCCCUACAAGUGCCCUGACUUCAGGAAGAGUUUUGUUUCCUGCUCCAACUUCAUCGCCCACUAGAGGACCCGUGUUGCAUUAUCUGCAGUGACCCAUAUUGUGCAAAAACAUGGUGAUCCACAUUGCUGGUGAUCCACGUUGGGUGAAGACCCGGUGACCUAUGUUCCUCACGAUCCGCAUUGGCAAGACACCUGGCUGGUGGUAUUCACCUCCUCCUGGUUCCUGGAGGCACUUGGAUAAAGGCAGGGGAAAGAACAUCUACCAGAAGGCAGACUGACGUUGGAAAUUGAAGUACUGAGGCCUGAACAACAGGCCCUGCACCAAAGUUGAUCUCUAGAUGAACCUUCCAACCAAACAUUAUAUGAUAGUUGUAUCUGCUGAUUAGUGAACUAUCAAUGAUCAUGAGUGAAAUAUGUAAUGUGAUACAAAUUUAUUUCUUUUCAGUGUUUAAGGGACGGCCAAGGCAAUGAAAUCAGAUAUCUGGCCUUGUUUGGAGGUACAUUGUCAAAGCCAGCUCCCUUAGUUCCUUCUUGAGCCCUGACCAGGCUUUGGGUAGAACGCAAAUGUUGUGGGUUCAUGCUGGCUGGAUGCCACACACCUGCAAAAGCCACUUACUCACUCCCCUCCACAGCUGGGCAGGGGAGAGAAAAUACGUCAAAAAGGGUUCAUGGGUUGAGAUAAGGACUGGGAGAGACAUCCCUCACCAAACACCAUCACAGGCUAAAGAGGCUCAGCUUUGAGCUAUGAAAUGAACUAACAAAAUCAGAGCAGGAUAGUAAAUAAAAUGAGCCCUUAAAACCACCUCCCCUCAACCCUCCCUCCUUCCCAGCGCUAUCUCAGCAGCAUAAGGAGACAGGGAAUGGAAUUAUGGUCAGGUCAUCAUCUGUGGUUUCUCCCACUGCUCAGGAAGAGGAAUUGUUCCUCUGCUGCUCUGUGGGGUCCCUACCACAGGAAACAGUUCUCCACAAACUUCUCCACAGUGAGUCCAUCCCAUGGGCAGCAGCUGUCUGCAGAGCGCUGCAACAUGAGUCCAUCCCAGGGGCGACAGUCCUCCCCAAACUGCUGCAAUGUGAGUCACCUUUCCACAGCUUCAGUCCUUCAAGAUCUUUAUUAAUCACUCUAGGCAAUCUUUUGUAGUAAUGAUUUGGUGCAUUACUUAUCCUUUUUUAAUUCUUUGCUCUUUUGAACUAUAGAAAAUUACAGUAUUCUUAUUUCUUAAAGUAGAGUCUUUUGUGCUGACCCCAUCAACUGGUAGAACAGAAAUUCAUUAGCAAGAGUGCCUUUGUUAGUGUGCAUGCUCAGAGUUUUGUUUCUUUGGAGUGUGUGGCUUCUGGGGUCGGUGGCCAUGAGUCAGUGGUCCUUGUCUGCCCCUGCCAGAAUUCCCUUUGACCCAGUCAGAGCUGAUAUCACACAGUUGCUGGGUUGCCUUUCCUUGUGGCCCACAAAUCCUGCAUGCUUUGUGUUCUUUCUCAGCAAUCCAUUCUCCUCCCCAAGCUUUGGUAACCUUCCCCAGGCCUGAGAUAGCACCUGGACAAUUGUCCCACCCUGAUCUUAUGUACAGUCUGAGUGCCAGGUGUCCACUGAGGAAUAUCGCAAUAUCAGAGGAGGGGGAGGGCAGCAGGGGAGGGAGGAUUCAGUGGUCAUUGGUGGUGGCAGCUGCCAGUGUGCCCACAACUUGGGGUGAGCUUUGUUUGACCGGUGAUGUGCAUAUGAGCAGUUGCUUCUUUACACACUUUGCCACAGUGGGAAUUUUUGUGGGCAUGCAUUUCCCAGCAUGUGCCACCCAGAUCUCACCUCUGCCAGGCCUGGAGUCAGCACCUUUGCGUUACUCCCUUCUGUGCUUAUCUGAUGGCAAAGUCCUUCUGUGGCCUUGACAAUGUCUGAGAUGCGCAACUCUGCUCCUGGAGUUCUUACACAGUCUGAUCCGUUACUCACCCACGAGUGACCUCACACCUGCCCUGAGUUGUGGAGGAGCUUCAGUGACAGCUCCAACCUCAGCUCCCACCCGAGGAUUCAUCAUGGCAAGAGACUGAUCUCCUGUGGGAAGAGCUUUGGCCAGAGCAUGGAUUUGAUCUCCCACUGCAGGACCCACGUGGGGGAGAAGUCCUGGCCAAGCUUUGCCCAGCCGCCUCAUUCAAAAAAGGCAUUUUUAAAGUGGAAUUAAACCAUUCUGGGUUUGUAUCAAGACAUUUUUGGGGUUGGGACUGCCUUUUGAGAUAAUUGGUCAAUACUGCUUGGCUUUUGCUGUGCAAUGAUGGAGAAGACUCCCCGACAUCCCCACGGAAUACCAAAAUCCUCCGGAAUUACCCCCUGAACUCCAGAUUCUCCCCCAAAUAGCAGUAAAAUGGGAAUGUUUCACAUGUGUUUUUUCAACUUUUUUCAACUUCUACCCCAUGUGAGAGUUGGGGUCCGAGGGUCCCUGGUUUUACCUCACAACCCUUCGUCAAGGCCCCCCGUCAAGGAAGGGACUGUGUGCAAGGGUCUCGGGCCUAAGCCACGGUGCAUGUUUGCCAAGCACUGAACUGCAGGUGUGUCCACUGGACUGGCGCUGGCUCCCAUGGGAACUUGCUCAAAGACAGUGGACAGCUGGACAGCCUGUGCUCACCAGCAACCAGGCCCAGACCUGCCUGGCCCAAACCUGCCUGCUCUGAGCAGCUGCACCAGGUUCCCAGAGCAAUGGACCUCACCACAGUGACUCUCAGGUGCUCCCCCCAUGUUGGCCGGGUGCCCCCCGCUUCUGAAAUGACUAUAAAAGGUACUCUACUGUGACUCACACUUUGAGAUCUCCACAGGGGGAAGACGACGGUUCCAUUGACCAGACGCCACGCCACGAGGACGUCGCUCUGCCGUAUGUAGCUAUAUCCCCCUGCCCCCCCUUUUCUCGCUCUGUAUCCUAUUUUUCAUUUCUUAUUCCCUCUGUUGCAAGUGUUGUUGGCAGUCAAUAAAGGUGCAUUUGUUGUGUGAUUGAA